Molecule: messenger RNA, 2142 nt
Organism: Lottia gigantea (owl limpet)
Lineage: Eukaryota; Metazoa; Mollusca; Gastropoda; Lottiidae
Exons: 9
Biological process (GO): synaptic transmission, glutamatergic; monoatomic ion transport; modulation of chemical synaptic transmission
Cellular component (GO): postsynaptic membrane; plasma membrane
Molecular function (GO): transmitter-gated monoatomic ion channel activity involved in regulation of postsynaptic membrane potential; glutamate-gated receptor activity
Source: RefSeq, a predicted model, not a curated record
CUUUCAGCUUUAUCGUCAAUACGAGAUGUAUCAGCUGUGAUAGGACCAUAUAGUAAAGAGUAUGCAGAAGCUACAACCAAACAAAAAAUUCCCUACCUAGUAACCUCUAUUACACCAUCUGAUCAAGAACAGACGCCUUUUUUAAUUCAGAUAUUUCCGGAUGUAGAUGUCCUGGCUGAGGCUGUAUUAGAUAUUGUCAAAUAUUUUCAUUACCAUCAUGUGGCCGUUAUUCAUGAUACUAUUGAAGGUGGUGUUAUUCUGGAAAAAUUACUUCGACAACCUUUAUCAAGUAUUACAUCUAUUAAAAUCAACGAUUCUUCCUCAGAAAAUAUUCGUCAAGAACUGAAAGAUAUACGUUCUAAUUUUUAUACUAAUAUUAUUGUUGUUUGUAAAAAUAAUACAAGUACAGAUAGAAUAUUGACAGAGGGUGUACGACUAAGUAUGUUUGCUGCUCCUCAUACAUGGUUAUUAGUGAAUACGGGUUUGGAAGAGUACGACCUUGAGAAAUACGUGGAUUCUCGAGUCAACCUAACUGUCCUUGACCUCACUGCUGAUCCCGACUCUAUUUCGUGUCAUCUGAAGAAGGAUAUAAAUUUAAAAAGAGCAGUGUUUCACGAUGCUGUACGCCUCUAUGUUAAUUUAAAGAGAAAUAGUAAUGAAGAUAAAUCAAUGAGGAGUACAGUAGGAAAGCUCGAUCUUCAAGGAUGCACUGGUCAUUUAAAUUUUACUAGAUUUGGUAAAAGAUUUGAAUCAUCUUUGAGAUUGUUAGAAAUUAGAAAUUAUAGAACAGGAGAGUCUGGUUCAUGGACGAAUAUAGAAGAUAAUUUUAUAAACAGAGUGAAACCCUCAGAGUCAUAUAGUAGUUCUAGAAGAUUCAGUAAUAUGUUUGAUAAACCAUUACGUAUUACAACCAAACUAGAACCACCUUUUGUACAGUUUAAAAAUGAAUCAAAUUACAGCCCUGGGGAUCCUAAUUUUCUUUUUGAGGGAUUACUGAUAGAUAUUUUAGAAGAAUUAUCAAAAAUGUUAGGGUUUAGAUACAAUUUAUCCUUAGUACCGGAUGGUAAAUUCGGUAGUUUAAAGCCACCUCCCAGAUUCUGGACGGGAAUGGUACGGGUUAUUUUAGAUGGUAAGGCCGAUUUAGCACUGGCACCAUUCCAAGUUACACCAGAUAGAUCCAAUGUUGUGGAUUUUACUAAACCAUUUAUGACCAAAGGAACAACUACCAUGGUUAAGAGACCAGAAUUUAAAGUUGGACAUUUCCAGUUCUUAAGACCUUUAUCCAAAUAUGUGUGGAUUGCUAUAUUUGUUUCUUUUGUGUGUGUUAGUUUAAUACUGUUUGCAGUCAGUCGUGUGAAUUCAGACAAACAUGCCAAAUAUACUCAUAAUUUAAGAGCCAGUUUCUGGUAUAUUUGGGGAACUCUUUUACGAGGUAGUUUGUGUGGUGCCCCUCAGGCUGUAUCAAGUCGAACUGUCAGUAGUGCAUGGUGGUUUUUCUCUUUAAUUAUCAUAUCUAUAUAUACUGCUAAUUUAGCUGCCUUCUUGACUAUUACUAUCUCCUCAAUUGGGAUCAACUCAGCGGCUGAUUUGGCGAAUCAAGACGUUUUACAAUAUGGAACUGUGGAAGGAAGCCAAAUAGAGUACUUCUUUAAUCACACUAAAAUGGACCAUUAUGCUAAAAUGAAAGCAACAAUGUCAGUGCAACCAAAUUGGAUGGUGCGAACUGUUGACAUUGGUUACGAAAGAGUGAUGCAAGGUGGAUAUGCAUUUAUUUGGGAUUCUCCGACAAUAAGUCAUUUAGUUUCUACAGACUGUAGUCUUAUGGAGAUUGGUACUCCAUUUGAUUUGAAAGGAUAUGGACUAGCUGUAAAAAAGAACGCACCAUAUCUGGAAAAGAUAUCAAUGGCCAUUCUAAAGAUGAUAGAAGAUGGGGUUACGUAUCGACUAGAAGGAAAAUGGUGGCGACGUCAGAACUGUCCUGAUCCAAGACAGAAAGCCAAAACCAAAUCAUUGGAUUUUGAGAAUGUAGCAGGAAUGUUCAUUAUUCUAGCUUGUGGUACUGUUUUAGCUGUCAUUAUUUGUUUAAUUACCUAUUGUGUUCGAGAAAAUAGAGCUCGUUUAGUAAGUAAUAGUAGCACGUGA